Symbiodinium sp. CCMP2456 is the source of this 2928-nucleotide messenger RNA. The record is from the annotation of a GenBank genome assembly. NCBI's taxonomy places the organism in Eukaryota, Dinophyceae, Suessiales, Symbiodiniaceae.
AUGGCCUCUUCGCAGCUUGGAAGCUGCGUGCUCUGCAGGUUACCAUUGAGAACCCUUUGCGCGCUUGGACUUGGUCCGCUGGCCACGCUGGUCACAGAAUUUGGCCGCGACCAUUCAUGCCCCAGCUUUGUGGAGUGGUUCUUUGACCUGCAGAAUGUGCAUUUUUCUAUGUGCAUGCAUGGGGGCCAGCAUAAGAAGGACACCCGUCUUCGAGCCACGCCUGGUGUCUUUGACGUGCUCAAGGCAGACUGUGACGGUGCUCACGAGCAUUUGCCUUAUGGUUAUCGCUGGACUGCGGGUGCAUGGACUUUUGACACGGCGAGUGAAGCUCAGUACCCUCGCUUGCUCUGCCAGCGUAUGGUGAGGGCUGCUUCCGAGGCUGUCUCUCCUGCCUUGCUUCGCGACGCAACCGCGCGCUUCCGGCUGGAUUCUCUGGCUGCGGUGGGAUCCCAGACUAUGAAGCACCCUCCGCUUAUUCCCGAGUUCAAGUCCAUGGUUUGGAGCCUUUGCCGGAUGUUUCGCCGGACCAGUGCUCUAGCCCUUCGGGCGCUCCCGGCUGGCCCGUUGCACUACAACCUUGUGAUUGUCUUUCCCCCGCCUCUUAACGAUGCGGCCGCCGAAACGUUGGCUUGGACCCUCCUGCAACAAGGCCAGGUCUCUCAGGAUGAAGCCCUGCAGCUGGUGUCCCUGCUUUCGCAGGCCUCUGGGUCCCGUCGGGCCAAGCAGGAUGGGCUAGCGUGGAUGUCCGGCGCUUAUGUUUUCGGCUCCCAGACGGGGCUUCACUCUGCUACCAGGACCUUCCCGUUUGUUACGGCCCUCUUCGCGCAGACUGUUGUGCACUUCGUGCCGGAGGUUGCCUUCACUUCCAUGGCCGUCUUCGCUGACUUCUAUGGGCCUGAGCAUGUUGAUAAGCACAAUGACCACUCUUACCUGAACGUGAUCAUUCCUCUAUCGUCCUUUCAGCAAGGUGGUGUGGCUGUGGGAGAUCAAGUCCUGCCUGUUGCCAGCGGCCCAUGCUUGUUGCAGUCUGCGCUUCCCCACCGUGUCCUGCCCGCGGUGGGUCAACGAGUCGGCCGACAGAUCUACGAGAACUCUCACAACCCACAUGGCCAGGCUUGGGGAGUUUACUAUUCGGGCGAGGAGCACGUGCAAGAGGACAAAUGCCUUGCUUUGUUCAGGGAGCUUGUGAAUGAGACGAAGUUCCCCGACCAGGAUGUGUGCCAAUUUAUGGAGGAAGGCGUCUCGCUUGUCGGAGUGGAGCCCUCCUCCGCCUUGUUCCCAUCGCGACCCAAACCGAUGAGGGCUACCCCCGAGCAGUUGGAUUCACAGGCUGUCUGGAGGAGGCGGGUGCUACUUGCUAAGCCGCCUCAAAUCCUUCGAGACGAGGAGCUUGAGAUCCUUAAUUCCGAGACCGAAGACGAGUGUCGACUAGGUUUCCUUGAGGGACCGUUCCCCGACGAGGCGGCGGUUACGAAGCGGCUGGGUACCGAGGAGUGGUCGCCUAGCCAGAGGUUCUUGCUGUUCCAGGGUGAGGACCGGAAGCCGAGAGUCAUCGACAACCUCCGUGAUUCGGGGGUGAACGCAUCGUUCGGAUCCACCUCGCAUCUGCAGAUGCAUGACAUUGACUUUGUGACGGCUGUGGCGAUGUUCGUCGCGGAUGUGUGGAGCCGCCAUGACGAAGUUAGGGUCUUGCUAUCUUCUGGAGAGGUUCUCUCUGGCCCAUGGCACCCCGACAGCAAGAAGGCGGAAUGGGCUGGCCGUUGCUUCGACCUCUCCAAAGCCUAUAAGCAGGUUCCCGUCCUCGAAGAGUCACUGAAGUAUGCGGUCAUAGCCAUGCCGGGCAGAGACCGCCAGUGGACUUUUUACUUGGCGCGGGGAUUACCCUUUGGAGGCAGUGGAUCGGUCUUCGCGUUCAACAAAAUCUCGAGAGCCUUGUGGCACAUUGCUGUGGAAAAGUUGAGGCUUGUCACUUCGGUCUUCGUGGACGACUUCCCUACGCCUGACUUGAUGCAAACAUCAUCUAGCGCUUCGGACUCGUUCUCGAGAUUGCUUACCGCCUUGGGAUGGACCCAUGUUGCGAACAAGGAGGGGAGAAGUGACAGGAUCCAAGCCCUGGCAGAUCGGAUGUGCCAGGAUGGCGAAGACCUGAGGCAGCUGGCCACGUCGCUGCAUGGGCUGCUGAACUUUGCCUCGGGGUUCACGCUGGGCUCCUCGCUUAAACCUAUUGCUCGCACUUGCUCACGUAUUGCAUCCAGACCGGCCAGCUUUGGGGCGGAGGCGAUCAAGCAGAUGAACGACCUGCUCAAGGCGACUCUAUCUUCCUGGAGGCCUAGAAAGUUGCACAUGACCGACCCAAGGAAGCCGGUAAUCUUGUACACAGAUGGAUCCUACGAGGGCGGCCGAGCGAUGUGGGGGGCCUUCUUCAUUGACCCGGAGUCUGACCACAAAGUAUGCCUUUCGGGGCUGGUCCCCAGCUUGAUCCGGAAGGUAUGGCUUCUUCAGGCUGGGGAACAGAUAAUAUGCGAGAUCGAACUCUUUGCAGUGGUUUGUGCCAAGUGGGUUUUUGGUCGAAGGAUGGCGAACCGCAAGGCCUUCAUCUUCAUCGACAACAACUCGGCCCUGGCCACCCUCGUGAAGAGGAACAGCCAGUCGGACGCGAUGUUCAGGCUGAUGUCUUUGAUAAAUGUCAUGGAUUCGGUCUAUCCCGUGGGUGCGUGGUACCACCGCGUGCCCUCGAAGAGCAACCCUGCAGACCUGCCGUCUCGCGACGAGUCGGAUCUGCUUUGCCGGACGUUUGGAGCCAGAGACAAAGGUGAGUUCGCUCCACCUGGCGAGAUGGUCCGAUUCAUCACUGAGCCAACGUUCACAGCCGCUUCGCUCGAGCUUGCAGUCAGGGCUUACGGUGAGCAUCAGGAGAGACGGGGGUGA